This is a messenger RNA of Williopsis jadinii, 1440 nucleotides long. Its product is annotated as DMT family transporter. NCBI's taxonomy places the organism in Eukaryota, Fungi, Ascomycota, Saccharomycetes, Phaffomycetales, Wickerhamomycetaceae. The record is from RefSeq and is a predicted model, not a curated record. The transcript has a single exon. Gene Ontology annotation, biological process: transmembrane transport; regulation of peptide transport. Gene Ontology annotation, molecular function: transmembrane transporter activity. Bases 267 to 1325 code for a protein of 352 amino acids. Gene Ontology annotation, cellular component: membrane.
AAACCAUUCGUUCAUUUUUUUGUUUUUGACAGGUUAUACCGAGCUUUGAGCUAUUGUUUAUUCAGUGCACAGUGUUUUGUCCAUUUGUUCUGCCCAUUGGUUUUGUUGUGUGCUGUUCAGUUUUGUUGUGUCCUUGAAUUCAUCUCUGAUUAGCAUACAGCGAGAGCGUUUUGUUGAUCAUCGCCUUCUCACAUACACUGCACAUCCACGUUCUUUCCAGACUCUUCUAGUCGGUACCCCCUCUCUUCGUCAGAUAGACGGGAAAAAUGGAAGUAACAUCACGAAGAAAAAGAUGGUCGUUGGGACUGCUUAUGCUGGCCAUAGUGGUUCUCUCAUGGGUUCUGUCGUCGUUUCUGAUCAAUUCUAUCUUUGAAAAUGACCUCUAUCGAAAGCCAUUCUUCAUCACUUACAUCAACACGGCGACGUUCAUGUUUUACCUCGUGCCCUACGUCAAGAACUGUAUCCAACAGUAUUUGGAACAUGGCGAAAUAAGGUACAAGGAGGUGGAGGACGAAUUCCUACACAACUCCGAUGACGAAGAAAUCUCGCUUACCUCGCCAGACCAGAUUGACAAGUUGAGUCUUGUGGAAACUGUUAGACUGAGUGCAGAGUUCUGUGUCGUUUGGUAUCUGGCAAACUUGGCAACAAAUGCGUCGUUAAGCUAUACGAGCGUUGGCAGUCAAACGAUAUUGUCCUCAACAGCCUCAUUCUUUACGCUACUCGUUGGCUGGUUUGCAAACACUGAGAAGUUCAACCAGGUGAAGGUUGGUGCACUUUUACUGAGUUUCCUGGGUGUUGUUCUCGUGACAAAGGCCGAUAGCGAACAGAUUAGCCAUGAGGUGAAACGCACAGCGUUGUCAAUAUUCAUUGGUAACGCGUUGGCACUCCUGGGUGCCCUACUGUAUGGAAUCUACACCACGAUGCUCAAGUAUCGUAUUAAAGAUGAAUCUAGAAUCAACAUGAAAGUGUUCUUUGGCUUUGUUGGUGUGUUUAACAUCAUCUUGUUGUGGCCAUCACUGGUAAUACUCCACUAUACAGGGGUGGAGAAGUUUGAACUACCAAGAGGUUCCUUUGUCAUUGGUGUGAUUCUGACAAACUGUCUGAUCACUUUUGUAUCGGACUUUUGCUGGGUAAAGGCGAUGCUCUUAACAUCACCUUUAACAGUGACUGUUGGUUUAUCAACAACUAUCCCAUUUGCUAUGAUUGGUGAUAUCAUUUUCAAAAAUGAAAAGAUCACAAUAACUUAUCUCAUUGCAGCAGCGAUGAUUUGCGUAUCGUUCUUCAUCAUCAAUAGGGAUGCUGAGAACGACCGUCAUAUAGAGUGACGUUACGAUGAACUUUCACAUAUCAACACACUUAUAGUACAUUUGCAUUUCCUUUCUUCUGUUUCAUUGCAUGUUUAUGUGUUUUUUGCUUGUUUUUUUUCUUCAUUAUAUCUAU